UGCAGAGGAGCAGCAGUCCUUGAUGCAGAGGAGCAGCAGUCCAAGAGCCACGCAUUGAAGAAUUGGGUUUCAAGGCUUAAAGAUGCCCUCUACGACGCUGAUGACUUGAUUGAUGAGUUCUCUUAUGAAACCUUGAGGACACAGGUUAAUGCCAAAGGUGGAAGAAAGACCAAACAGGAUACAAACUUUGAAGAGAAUAUUGGAGUGAUUGCCAUAGCUGGAAUUGGAGGAUUAGGAAAGACCACACUUGCUCAAUCUAUUUAUAAUGAUGUGAUGAUAACAAAACAUUUUGAGCUGAAAUUAUGGAUGUGUGUUUAUGAAGAUUUUGAUGUUAAAAUUAUUGCAGAAAAGAUUCUAGAGUCUGCUACAAAGAAGAGAUGUGAGCCCCCUGAGAUGGAUACAUUGCUAAGUUUACUUCGAAAGGAAAUUGAUGGCAAAAAAUAUCUACUCAUUAUGGAUGACGUGUGGAAUGAGAAUUAUGAGAAAUGGGUUAAUUUGAAAAUGUUGUUAGUGGGUGAGGCAACUGGUAGUAGAAUUUUGAUCACCACACGUAGUAAACAGGUUGCAGAAACAUUUGAUGUGUCAUUCUUAUAUUAUUUAGAUUUUCUAAAUGAACACGAUUCUUGGUUAUUGUUUAAAAAAAUGACAUCUUUGGAGGGAGCAGAAGAAGAGCUUGAGAAUUCAAAUCUUAUCAAAAUGGGCAAGGAGAUUGUGGCAAAGUUGAAAGGUGUUUCUCUUGCGAUAAGAACUAUUGGGCGGCUUCUAUAUUCCAAAAAAUCUGAAGUUGAUUGGUUGUCUUUCAAAGACAAUGAACUUUCAAAAGCUACCUACCCAACAAGAGAAUGAGAUGCAAUCCAUCCUUAAGAUCAGUUAUAACCACCUCUCAUCUAAUUUAAAGCAAUGUUUUGCUUUUUGUGCUUUAUUCCCUAAAGAUUAUGAUAUU
Molecule: messenger RNA, 943 nt
Organism: Momordica charantia (bitter melon)
Lineage: Eukaryota; Viridiplantae; Streptophyta; Magnoliopsida; Cucurbitales; Cucurbitaceae
Source: RefSeq, a predicted model, not a curated record